Molecule: messenger RNA, 5114 nt
Organism: Aphis gossypii (cotton aphid)
Lineage: Eukaryota; Metazoa; Arthropoda; Insecta; Hemiptera; Aphididae
Exons: 15
Coding region: 117-3746 (1209 amino acids)
Molecular function (GO): protein binding
Source: RefSeq, a predicted model, not a curated record
CCUCAGUCGGUCAUGUGCCAUUGGUAAGUAAACGUCUUGCCGUUGGCACGCAACACAAUAUACAAACAAUCAGCUGAUGUCGGUCAUUCGUUUGAGGUUGGAUAUAAUACGAUAUAAUGACUACAUUGCGAACCACUACUACAACUGAAUUUCGAAAGCGAGUAUAUUUUGAUGGAUCGCCAUCACACGUUUUCAAUGAAAAAUGCCUAACGCCUUUGAUGAAAGCAUGUAUGUAUGGAAGAUCCGAACAAGUCAAACUUAUCAUAGAAGAAAAACCAUCGGCAGUAGUAGAACGAGAUAAUGUUUUUAAGACUGCGUUGCACUACUGUGCCGAAAACGACGAGGACGACGCAGACUGCGCUAAACUUCUUUUAGAAGCCGACCCAUCUAUUGUCGAUAUACCCGACGACGAUGGUCAUACGGCCCUUCAUUUAGCUGUAAUCGCUGGUAAUUUGCCGUUAGUUAGAUUUCUGCUCGUAUCUGGCCAGGCGGAUCCGAAUAAACGAGAUGCUGAAGGUCACUCAACUGUACAUUGGGCGACAGUGUGCGCCGACGUGGACGCUCUCGAGCUGGUGCUCAGCCACGGCGGUACGACCAGUUCGGCCGACGUUCACGGCGGAUAUGCCAUCCAUUACGCUGCUCAGAUGUGCGGAAACGGAGCGUGUCGUUCGGGUGACGCGCGCAACACCGGUGUCCGCGUGUUGCAGCUGUUACUGUCAUUCGGCGCCGACGUUCACGUCACCGACAAACACGGACGUCAACCAAUUUUGUGGGCGGCCAGCGCGGGUAGUGCGGAUGCUAUCAUAACUUUGGUGAAUGGUGGAGCAAAUGUAGAAUCGCACGACAAAGACGGAUUGACAGCGUUACACUGUGCGGCCAGUCGAGGACACGUUGAAUGUGUAGACGGACUAUUGACGUUGUGCGGAUGCGAAGUCGAUGCGGUGGACAGUAACAGUUGCUCGGCUUUGUUUUAUGCUGUGACGUUAGGCCACGCGGACGCCACUGAGAUACUGUUGGAACACGGAGCUAAUCCCGAUCGACAGGACGGCAAAGGAAGAACUCCAGCGCAUUGCGGUGCAUUCAAAGGUCAAUUAGAAACAGUCCGGCUUUUAGCCGAACAUGGUGCCAAUUUAUGGCUGCGAAACUCAAAGGGUGGUUAUCCUUUGCACGACGCAGUGAGGUCGGGUCGCAAGGAACUAGUCCUUUGGCUGAUAUCGAUGCGCCCGGAGUCUGUAGACUACUAUGAUGACGACGGUAAACGACCAUUACAUAUCGCUGCUCUUAACAACAAUUUGGAAAUGAGUAAGAUUAUAUUAGAUAACGGAGCAUCAAUUAACCCAGUAAUGAAGAUCAAAGGAGAACGAAUGACACCACUUGAUGUAGCUCUACGAAAAAACAAUAGACAUUUAGCGAAGUUUUUAAAUCUUUUUGGUGGUAAACCAGCUAGCAAGUUAAAUAAAACGUUGUCUAAACAACAAUCUACUGUACGUGUUAAAACAAAAAGAAUCGAAUCUCGAAGAAAUUCAUACUCGUCCGAUUCGAUUAGCCGAAAAUAUCGUAACGGUGGUGGCCGAAAAAAACAACUCAACUCACGGAAAGUUGAGAGCCCGAAAUCUAACAAAGUAUCGAAGGGUCGUGUGGUUCAAGUACACAUAAGGGCGAACGUGUUGACGAAAACGGUCGGCAAGUCACGAGACGAUAGAAAGUCGUGCGGCGGCGGCGGCGGCGGUACACUGCCUAAAGCCCAUCGAAAAAAGGCCACAGGCGUUUCCAACGAGCAAAAGGAAUGUUUCAGCGAAAACGAUAUGUGUUACGGUGGCGACGGUGACGACGAUUACGAUUACGAUUACGACGAUGACGAUGACGAUGACCGCGACGACGACGACGAGGACGACGACGAAGACGUCGAUGACGGAAACGGUGACGAUGACGGUGCAGACGGCGGCUGCGUCGAAGAACAGACCAACGGUUCGGCUGCGGCGGAGGCGGCCGAUCAUUGUGGUAACAGCAGACGACUACAAAGGAACAGACGUCGUGGAAAGAGGAUGGCGAGUCGGGGCGGUAGCGGAGGCGGCGGCCGUCAUCGACGUGACAAAGCGAAUACUGCCACCAACCAACAAGAAUCACAGCUCGCAGAUGGCGUCGCAGCUAAAGCGACGUCCGGCGAUGUCGGUGGAAGUGACAAACCCGCAGGCACGAAUUCUGCUGCAGCUCCCGAAAAACUCGACAGGGACGGCGGCGAGAAACCAAAAACAACUGCUGAAAACGAAGAAGCCAACCGUGACGGCAUCCGAUUAAAGGACGGUCAGGCGGCAGGGAAGGUAAAAGUUGAAGACAGCGAUGACGUUUUCGACCACCAACAUGUUUCGGUGACUGGACCGGAAGUGACGUCGCACGACAACCACGACAAAAGAGACGACGGUCCGACGACUGUCGUGGUCGAUGGACGAGAAAUCGGUGGUUUAACGAAUGAUGGCCCGUCGGCGACGAAAAGCGUUGCAACGACAAAAGGAGGGGAGACAAAAGUGAAAAGCAGUGCGACGACAGUGACGGCAAAAGAAAGUGUAGCGAAACGGUUGACGAGUCGCGAGGGAGGAAAAACGCCGACGACGGGCCAAAUCAACAGUAGCAGAGCCAUAGUCGAAGUAUUGGAUCGCGUGGACACGCCACAACUGUCGACCGCGGUCGACGGCGACGGCGACGGCGAUGUCGGAGGUCGAAACUUCGGAGGCGAACCGACAGCGUUCAGUGUGCUGCCGGACUCAGGACGUGACGACGAAAGACCUUGCGAGUGUCCCAAUUGUUGCCGACGAAAACCGCUGCGGUCGACUUCGAAAAAAAUGAAAAGCCGAAUUCCUCGCUUGAAUAAUUACUGUAGUUUAGCACCUACUUCCGAUCUAAACACCAUGUCUGUAACGAAAGCUGUUCAAUUGAGCAGUAGAAAAUAUAAUUUGGAACGGUUCAUUUUUUACCAACUGUCUGAAUUAAAACGGUUACAAAUCAGAGCGGGCAAGUCCGACGAACGAGUAUUGGUUAAACGAUUGGUUGAAGAGUAUGGCAGUACAGGACUAUUUACUGGAUUGAAAAGAUACGACGGACCUUUUUCGUUUAAGCGUUUCGAAAAAUAUUUAUACGACCAACUGUUGGUGUUACAAAAACAAUCAUUGGCCGGCGACAAAACCAUGAUUCCCAGGGUACAAUCAAUCGACGAAGUGGAAAAAAUAGCUGCAGCUUUGCGACGGAUCGACGCUGGAAAAACAGUGUUGGAGAACCCAAACGAUUGUCUAUCGUGUAUCCGGACCACAAACAGGUGUUUUCACGCCACUCACGCAUACACCGGCGUGCCUUGUGCUGCAUAUAUACCGAAGUUCCGGUUGGACCACCAUCGGAUGCCGAAACCGCCGGCGGACGACGGUCGUCGCCACCGCUUCCUGCCGGACAUUCGGACUUCCGGCCAAGACACGUCCGGCGGGACCACCACCAGAUGCCUGCGCAACGUGGACCCGUCCAGACCGAUCACGCUGCAGCUGGGCAACGGACCCUGCGCGCAAGCCAUCGACUUGCCAACGGACAAACUGGACAAGAACAGACGGUACUACGUCACGUUCACAAUCAAAGGCGCCGCGGACGGAGCGCACAACAAACACCGUCCGCCGGCCCCGCCAGCGUUCCGAGCCGACGGUCGCCGUGGCCACGGCGUCGACUGCAAUCCGCCGCUCGCCCACACUCACGCCAAAAGCUUUUAGCAUUUUUCUUUUUUUUUUACAUCAAAAAGCGACUACUGUAGCGGAAGAGGACUUCCGGUCUACAACAUCGGACGUUCGAAUGGUAAUAUUAUUACCAUCGAUAUUUUUUAUCGAAUCGGUCGAGUUCACAUACCAUUAUAUUAUAUAGGUACGCACAGACCCUCCAUAUUGUUUUAUGACGAAAAUAUUAGAUUUUUUUUGACGCGAGCCAAUCGUAUUCGACUGUUCGCCGAAAUUGCCGAAAAUAAGCACUCGUUAAAAAGACAUAACAACCACUCAUGUUUUCUUUGUCUUACACACGGACAACGUAUAUAGCGCAUCUGCGUUCAAUAGUUUUGUGAUGUUAGAUUUGAUAUUAGAUGAAAUUGACCUAUGAUAAAACUUGGGAUGAGAAUAUUAUCUCAACGCAGUGUUUAGAAGUUGUUUUUAACAGGUUAAAUCACUCUAAUAUUUAACUCGAUAACACCAAAAUGGGACAACUGACCAUAAGUUUUGGUGGUAUAUGCUGUGUGUUAGACGUUAUAGUAUAUUAUUAAAAUUUAAACGACACGUGCGCAUGUCACACGUAGAUUACCGGUGUAUUAAUUAAAACUAAAAAUUUACAAAUAGUACCUACAGAUCGUUCGUGAAAAAUACGAAUCUAGUAAUCAAAACGAAAUAGGUACCUAUUAUCAGCAAGGCAUGCGCGGAUCUAGAAAUCUGAAAUGGGGUAGUUACGUAAUAUCUUUUAGAAAAAACACAAUUAUACUUUUUCAACAUAAUUGGUUAUAGUUAAAAUCCGAUAACAAUAUUAACGAUUUGAUUCAUAUUUUUAAUUUUUUGAUUUUAGAACGUAUGAACUAUUUUCAUUAUUAUACCCAUAUAAAUAAAUACCUACUUAAUAACGUAUAUAUUUCCAAAGGGGAAAGGGGAAAAAUCCCUUUAGCCCCUCUCUGGAUCCGCGCCGGAAUUAGAAUGUUCACGUUUUACAUAAUACUGUUACUAUUAUUUGUGCACAUAAUAUCGGAGGUUGGAAAACUCGAUAGCUGCCUCUCACCUGUGAUAUAUGAAAUAAAAAUCAAAACAUGUUAACCGAUUACUCACAACAACUAUCCCGUAAACAUAGUAGGUAUGUAGAUUAAUAUUAUUCGUGGACGUGAUGGGCCAACUCCUAUUGUAAUAUUAUCGUUAGAGAUAAUUAAUGUGGUAAUGAAAUCCGUGUCAUAUAUAGGUACUUAUAUUUUGCGUUUUAAUGUUAUUUUUUAUGGGAUUUUCGUCAGGAAAAAAAAUCAGAUUCCGUCUCGCUCCUUUGUCGGAUUAAUCUUAUAAUAUGAACAAUAUUAAUAUUGUUAUUGUAAUUCCUCCCCGAUCACGAAUUCACGAUUAAUA